Molecule: messenger RNA, 7982 nt
Organism: Stylophora pistillata
Lineage: Eukaryota; Metazoa; Cnidaria; Anthozoa; Scleractinia; Pocilloporidae
Product: Fanconi anemia group M protein homolog
Biological process (GO): double-strand break repair via synthesis-dependent strand annealing; interstrand cross-link repair
Molecular function (GO): four-way junction DNA binding; ATP binding; nuclease activity
Source: RefSeq, a predicted model, not a curated record
CCUUAAGACUGAACCUCAGAUGAUUUCCCUGCUAAGGUCAAAUAUAUUAUGACGGCAUGAUUGGCGAAUCUUCUUAAAAAAUCCUUGGGUGCCAGUUCAAAAACAAAUAAUUUCUGUAGUCUGAUUACUGUCAACAGUUAGCUUCCUUUUCUUGCAGGCACUUUAGAAAUUUGAUCCAGUGUUCUGAACUUUCGCUUCCCUGUCGAGGGAUGCUUUGAAUUUUGAGGAACUAUAUUGCUACUAGCUGCUGGUGACACUAAACGAGCACUGUUUAUCUUCUAAGGUCGCAGCUUGAGGUGAGCUGGUACUUAGUUCUAAUUGGCGAUUUGUAAUUGGUUGAUAUGUAACACAUGACCGUAGCGCGCCAUUUUUAGUCCAGCAAAAUCAAAAUGGCAGUCUUGAAGAACAUAAAUCUUGUGUGUUCCGCUUGUUUCAUUUUGUCGCCAAAAUGUAGCGUUUAAAGAGGAUCGAGUUGCGGUAUUCCUUUCGUAAGGUUAUAGAAUGCGGAAUGAAAAAUUCCAAAGUGGGUCAAGCUACGUUGUUCCAGAGUUGGGGACGACCAGCUCAAUCUAUCUCGUCGAGAAGUACAAAUUCGAAUAAGCCCGAAGCAAACAAAAGUCAAGCCCAUCACGACGCUGUAGAUUUGAUAGAGUUGGGAGAUGAUGAUGACGAUGAAGAAUUGCUGGCUGCUGCAGAAGGAAUGUUUCCUUUCGACAACGUUACGUUUGAAGCUAAAUACUGUGGGGACCAGGAAGUGAACGGCAAUAACAUCACCGAGAAAUCCGACGAAGUUGAAAUGAUCCCUGGUUUUGAUGUCGAAGCUGGAAACGUUUGGAUUUACCCGACAAAUUAUCCUAUAAGGAAUUAUCAGUUCGAUAUUGUUGAGAAAGCUCUUUUUAAGAACACUUUAGUUACUCUGCCAACCGGAUUGGGAAAGACUUUCAUUGCUGCUGUUAUAAUGUACAACUUCUAUCGAUGGUACCCACAAGGAAAGGUUAUAUUCAUGGCUCCCACUAAACCACUGGUUGCACAACAGAUUGAAGCUUGCUUUAAAAUCAUGGGUAUUCCGCAGAGUGACACAGCGGAAAUGACCGGAAACAUGACUCCUAAUAAACGGCAGUCCUUGUGGAAGACGAGAAGAGUCUUCUUUCUAACUCCACAAGUUGUGCAAAAUGAUUUGAUUCGUGGAUCUUGCAAAGCAGAAGAAGUUGUCCUGCUUGUUGCCGAUGAAGCUCACAAAGCUCUUGGAAAUCAUGCUUACUGUCAGGUUGUAAAAGAAAUCUCUGGCUAUAACAGGAAUUUUAGAGUUCUUGCUCUCAGUGCAACACCUGGAGAUGAUCUAGAGGCUGUCCAACAAGUCAUCACUAACCUCUUGAUUUCGCACAUGGAGCUGCGCUCUGAAGAGUCCCCUGAUAUUCAGCCUUAUACACACAGCCGGCAGGUAGAAAAAGUGGUUGUCUCACUUGGGGAAGAUAUUGCUAAAGUUAAGAGUUCAUAUCUUAAGAUCCUAGAAGCCAUUGUGGGCCGUCUGUUUUGUCAACGAGUGCUGUGGAACAAAGAUCCUCAGCGUGUCACUAAAUUCAUGCUGUUGACUGCAAGAGAUCAGUUCAGAAAGAGAAUGAAUGAACAAGGCGGAUAUGAUCGCAAUCGACUGGGACAAAUUGAAGGGGACUUUGCCAUGUGCAUCAGCCUGUACCACGCGUAUGAGCUCCUACUCCAGCAUGGCAUAUUGUCAUUCUACAACUUCAUUAAAGCCAUCAUUGACGGAACCAGAGGAAUGGCGCGCGCCAAGGCUGAAAUCAUCAAACACAACGAGUUUACACACCUGAUGGAUGAAUUACGAGAGGAAAUUGAACCUCCGAUGGAAAACAGUGCGAAUGACAGCCUCCUUUUUUCGCAGUUUUCACCAAGAAGUCGCGCGCUCAUGAAUGUUCGAAAACCGAGCACUACAUUUAAGAGUCACCCCAAGCUCUUCAAACUUAAAGAAAUCGUGCUUGAACACUUUGAGAAGUUCCAGGGAGAGAGCGACGAGAACUCGACGGGCGUAGCUACUCGUGUGAUGAUAUUUUCGCAGUACAGAGACAGUGUGAACGAGAUAGCGGCCUUGCUAUCUUCUCAUAAGCCUCUGGUGCGAGUGAUGAGUUUUAUUGGACAGCAAACAACUGGAAAGAGUAUCAGAGGACUUUCACAGAAAGAACAGUUGCAGGUUGUACAACGGUUUCGUCAAGGAGGGUACAAUACAUUGGUAGCCACGUGCGUUGGCGAGGAGGGACUGGACAUAGGCGAGGUCGACCUCAUUGUGUGUUUUGAUGCGCAUGCGUCGCCCAUACGCCUCGUGCAGAGAAUGGGGCGAACAGGAAGGAAAAGAGACGGUCGGAUAGUUGUUCUCGUGACUGAGGGCAAAGAGGAACAGGUUUACAUGAAAAGUCAAAGAAGUAAAAAGUCUAUUCACAAAGCUGUCGCCCAGGCUACGAAAUCAUUUGAUCUCUACUCGGACAAUCCCCGGAUGGUGCCACAGCAUAUUGUUCCGUCUGUGCUGAAAAUGGAGAUGACUGUUGGGAAGUUUAUAGGUCAGAGCAAAGGGAGAAAGAAGGGAAGGCCUGCAGAAGGAGCUGACAUCAAAAAAUUCACAUCUAAAACAGGAACAACCACAUCAAAGAAAGACAACGGUCUCCUGACAUACGAGCAAUUAGUUUACUGGCAAGAACACUUUCAACUUCCUAACCACGAGGCUGGCUUGUCACCACAACUAGCAAUUACUAAAAAAUCGAAGCGUUCAUCGGCAGGGAGUAGAAAAUCUAUCAUACAACCCUCUUUGACGGAGUGGCUUCCUUGGCAGACCACACUGCAGCCCGUGAAAGCCGUUGCGCAUUCCCGACGCACAGAACAUUUUGUUGAACUGUUGGAAUUCACUGAGCUUCAUGGUGGCGGAGGAGUUGACGAUGAAAGCUAUGAUCUGGAAAUGAUGUCGUUUUUGAACGAAGAGGAUAUCAUAAAACCGGGGCAAAAAGAUGGCGGUGACAAGAUAAGUGUUUUGCCUGAGAAUGGUGGUACUGUUUGCGAGGAAAGCGAAGGCAGGAGUAAGGUCACCGAGAAGAAAGGCAAGAAGACGCGAAAAAAGCUUGAAAUGGAAGAUGGACCUGAUUUGCAAGUUGGUGGAAAGCAUCAGAACAAAGGAGAGAAUUCAGUUGGUGAUACUAGUGCAAAGAACUCGAAGAUCAGUGGCACAAAGUUGAAGAAGCUCUCACCGAAAAACAAAGCUCGUUGGAAGGCGUUUCUGAAGCAGUUUGAUGACCAAGUAGAUGAAGAUUUCCAAACGGAUGGCAUGAAUGUGGCUUUAGGGGAAGACGAAGACAACGAAGCUAGCAAUUGUCUCCAAGUACAAGCUGGUUAUACACUGAUGGGGGAUUUGCCUGAUGUGGGAGAACAUUGGGAACUUGACAAAAAUCCUUCAGAAGCUAAUCAUGAGGGAGAAAGCGUCGGCGACAAGAAAGAACUAGAAAAAAUGGAAGAUAUUCGAGAUGGUGAAGGCAGUGACCUCUCCGAUGCAGCCUCUGAUGAAAUGACGAGUGUUUUUCCCAGUGUAACUCCCCAGUCACAAGAAAUCAGGCCCCGUUUUCUUCCUCAGAAAAAGAAAUUUUCACCCACAGUCGACGUCGUGCCAUCGCCACCCAACUUAGACGCUUUAGACAAAAUGAGUUUGUCGUCUGAGAGCUCAGAAUUGAAUGACUUUAACAACGACAUGGAGGAGAUCCAGAGAAAAUAUUUUGGAAACCUGCGCCGUUCAGGAGCUGAUUUGUCGAGAGUUUGUGCGGAAAAUGACCCUCUGGAGGAACCAUUUCUUAUGGCUGAUUUUCUUGACACGGAGGUUGUCGAAAGUAAGGCCGUGAAAAAUGGUGGCGAAGAGGAGAAAGCUUUUGUAACCUUAUUUCCCAACACAAAUAAACCUUACACUGAUCAGGCUAUCCAGCAAAAAAUGCAUAAUUUGAUUUGUGCAAACCCAAAUUCCAGACAUGACACAGACAUGGUUGAAGAGCAAGAUGKAGUUGCUGCGAAGAAAAAGAUUUACACACGGAAGGUCUCAAUGAGCGCGCGCGGAAUCUUGAAAAGUUCUUCGUCAGACUUGUGGAGUAACGUAUCAGAAAAAGGAGCAAAUGAUUCUGACAAAGAGGAGACAGAGUAUGCUGAAGAUUUUUUCAUGGACGCGGCAGAUGAUGAUGUCCUCACAGAUAAAACGCUACCUACAGAUGGAAACGUUCAUGAAAAGUGCGCCAAAGAUGUCAAAAAGAGGCUUGGGGACGAAGACUUGUCACCGGGAAGUGGACAUGCGAGAGAAGAAUCGUACAAGAAAGACAACUACGCAGCUAAGAAGUGUGAAGCUACGUUGGGCAUUUCGGAGCGCGCUGGUGAACAAUUUUGUACGGCAGGUUCUUCAGUUAAGAUGAAUCAUAAAAUUUCAAAGUCUAAUGGUAUUAGCGGCUUACGACAUUUUUCGACAAAUGAGCGAAAUUCUCGAAAUGAUGGAAGUGAAAAUAUUUUUCAGGUAGGAAUCGAACUGCACGCUUCAUCUACUGUUGAAGUUCGUACCAGAGGAGAACGUUCGAGCUCAACUACUCUUCACAGUGGUGCUUUAAUCCCAGAUAUGAGUAGGAAUUCUGGCGCAGCCCCGCUCAUGGCAACAGAGAGUUUACAAAUUGGCAAAGUAGAUUUGGGAAAUAAGUACCAACCGGUCGAUUCUUGGAAAGAGUUACCGUCGUUGGAAAUGAAUGAAAAAUCGCACAUGAAUGCACUUGGAAGGAAAGUAACGGUUAUGAACGAAAGCGGCCCCGUUGGUGACACUGUUGGUGAGAAUGAUGGGCACAAUUUUGGCAGUAAUAAUGGUGACAGUAUUGGUGGCAAUACUGCUAAUAAUCCUUGUAGGUCACCGCUACCCAAGAAGCUAAAGCUCAGCUUGAAACGCACUUCGCCCAAAGACAAAAGAACGCUUCCGAUGAAAACAAAAGACAGUGGUUUAUCUUUUCACGGGAGGAAAUCGUUGAACUUAAAUAGCUCAAAAACGCUUAGCCUUAUUUCAAUGAAUGACAAUUCCUGCGGAAUGAACAUAGAGAAACUAGUGGUGAAUUCGUCAUUAAGGGCCAUGGAAUGUAGCAGCUCAGAGACCUCAGUGAAACCGUCUUCAAAAACAAGCAUGGCUCUCAAUGGCUCAUCUCUCGACCGCGAGGAACCCUUGGCGAAUUCCUCUAAUUUACGAACUGAAAACGGAAAUGUUGUAGCUGUAAUGGAAAGUGAUGAUGAAGAUGAAGAUGAAGGAGUCAUCCGCCCUGUAGGAAAGGCAAUUUUUCGGAGAAAGAAAGCUUUGUCCAGUCCCUGUUCCAAAGAGUUUAGAAAACCGGCCAGUCCUGAGAAAGAGAAAGGCAAUCAGCGCGUCGUUUUGUCGUCAUGCAAUCCACAGCUAGGAUCAAACAGCGAUGACGAGUUUGAAACCGAUAAAUCAGCUCCAAGCCGACCUGACACUGGAAAAGCACCUUCUGUCACAGUCAGGGCUCGCAAGAGAAAUUCUCUUGAAAUCGGUGGGAAGCAACGUUCGCGAAAGUCAGUUUCCCCUCUAUCAAAGAAAAACAACAGAUUUCGGAAAAAUCACUACCUAGACGACGAAGCUGAAUUAUCAGACAGUGACAUCAACGACUUCUCGUCCGAUGAAGCAGACAACGGAGAUGAGGAAGAGGAUGAAAUGGAUAGCUUCAUAGAUGAUGCAACUCAGCUGACUCAAAGAACUCCUUCGGCAGCAAAACAGCGCCUCGCUAGCUCGCCCGUGGACAUGAUGGCGGUCUAUAGACAAUCCUUACGAAGUCCUUUUGGCGGCGCCUUAAAAUUUCGAACGCCUUUGUUCCAUAAGCAAAGAAAUAAGUACAAAAUGGUCUAUAAACGCGGAAAUGUUGAUGAUGACAGCCAAUCUGAAGCAGAAGAAACUUACGAAUCAGAGAGCGUUCUUGAAAACGAGGUCGAAUCGGAGAAUGAAAACGAAGUAAGAAUGGAGCAUGAAACCGAGAUUGAAAGUUGUCAGAGGAACGGUCAGGUAUGCGCAGACGCGUCUUUCGAGCAGAGCCAAAUCGGCCGUCCAGUGAAACUCAUGAAGCGAAAACGAAUUUUAGAUAACAGUAUUGACGGAGAAGUUUCACCCAAACUGAGCAAGGUUAAUUCGUUGGAGGAGAAACCAAAACCCAAUACUACGCAAAAAAGGGUGACAAACCAACAGAGAAGCUGUGCCUUUGGGAAGUUUUCAAUCGAGAAAAUCGGAAAUGGGAAGACAUUUCACACUAACUCCAUCAAAUCGUUUGACGUUGUGGCCGAGAAAAUAGAAUUUCAAAGGAGCGACUCGUCUCUAAGGCGGCCAGCGGGGGGUAAGGGGAGUAUGCGCAAAUCUGGGGCGUACGUUGAUGACUGGACCAACGAUGUUACUGACAAUGAUUUAUUGGUCGCUCUUGACGACAGAGAUGUGCGGGCUCCGCAAAGCGCAAAGGCUAAAAAGAAUCUUUUAAGCGACCAAUUUAAAAGUGAAGCCUUGAAUGGAGUUGAAGUUGCCAUGGAUAUGACAGAUAAUGGCGUUGCCAUGGAUAUGACAGAUAAUGGCGUUGACAUGGAUAUCAAGGAGGUUCCAGAUUUUUCACUUGGUUUUGACUUUUUAUGGGAAGUGGUUUAUGCAAAUCGUGGAAUUACAGAAAACGGCGACUCGUCAAAAGACAAGUCAGCAAUACUCAAGAAAAGUAAUGAAAUCUCAAAAGAUAGCUUCACCAAGAUAAAGCAGUUUUCAAACCAGUCCUCAGCAAAAUGGUACCAGCUGCCAAUUGAUCCACAGACGAGGAAUAAAGGUUUCGUUGAGGUUGUUCCACGUCCAGCCUCCAAACAAUUAGUUGUACCAUUGAACGUCACAAACUCGCAAAUCUGUAACGACAGAACAGUCACUUCUGGGCAAAGACACACUUUGAAAACUCCUCUUACGCCGCAGAACAAAAGUUUACUGCGUGAUGGUGGUCAGCGUCCAGCUGUUAGUACACAUGCGAAGUUACAAGUUGUAACCCCUUCAUGUCAACCUAAUAAUGUUGGUCCCAGACCAGCGAUUAGCCCUCUACUCACGUCUUCGCAGAAAGACAAGGGAAAAACGGUUAUUCUAGUAGACGCUCGGGAAAUCUCCAGCUCUCAGGUGGUGUCAACUUUACGCCUAAAGCACAACAUCAAGGCGGAAGUGUGUCGGCUGACCAGUUGUGAUUAUAUUGUCAGUAACAGGAUGGCUGUAAAGAGGAAAACAGCUUCUGAUGUUGCAAGUGGAGCAAACAGUCAGAAGCUUGUGGAGUGCAUACGCAGAAUGUGUGAUCUGUAUGACAGGCCUUGCUUGAUUAUUGAGAAAGACCGCGUGAAACCUGGAGAAACAGAGAAAAACUUCAUUAAAACCAAAGCAUACAUUUUCACCUUGGCUAGCAUUGCGCAGACUCACGUCAAGAUGGUAUUCAGCGACUCUCAAGAGGAAACUGCCCGCCUUCUAACGGAUCUUGCCGCUGUUGAAACUAAAAAGGGAAUGGAGAUUACGGCGUCAACUACUCUGAACAAGGAGCGUGAACAGGUUUUCCGUGUUGUGGCAAGCAUUCCACGUGUCAGCUAUGUUUCAGCCCUUAAUCUGUGCUCAUCAUACAACACACUCGGCGAAAUCGUGAACAGCACACCGGCGGAGCUGGAAAAAAGAACUCCUGGCAUGUCAAGUCCUCGCGCUGCCGAGAUUCACAAAUAUCUUCGACACAAGUUUAACUCCAACAUGAUAUCAGUAAAGAAAUAAAUGAUCAGGGCGUUUAGGUGGCACGGCGCCUCUUUCGGUCUGAAAUAAAGAACGUUAAGAAUGUAAUGGAUAUAUCUCCCCGCUCUUGACAAACAAAGUAUGAAAGAAAGAACAAUUUAUCUAAUGAAAUGGAAAUUAUAAAAAAUAAAGAGAU